Candoia aspera is the source of this 6263-nucleotide messenger RNA. It is a transcript of the gene PFKFB4, whose product is annotated as 6-phosphofructo-2-kinase/fructose-2,6-biphosphatase 4. Gene Ontology annotation, molecular function: 6-phosphofructo-2-kinase activity; ATP binding; fructose-2,6-bisphosphate 2-phosphatase activity. NCBI's taxonomy places the organism in Eukaryota, Metazoa, Chordata, Lepidosauria, Squamata, Candoiidae. Gene Ontology annotation, cellular component: cytosol. The transcript is spliced from 14 exons. Gene Ontology annotation, biological process: fructose 2,6-bisphosphate metabolic process; fructose metabolic process. The coding region runs from base 127 to 1542 and encodes 471 amino acids. The record is from RefSeq and is a predicted model, not a curated record.
CCCUUCCCGUCGCCGAGGGAGACCGGGCACAAGCCGGCUGGCUGGCUGGGGCGCACCUUCCUGGACUUCGCGCUUUGCUGUCGUAGCAGACGGCACUGCCGCAGAGCUCAAGUUCCAUAUGCGAGAAUGGCGUCGUCGCCAGCUCGAGAGCUCACGCAAAACCCCCUCCAGAAGAUCUGGGUGCCCUACAGCAACGGGCUUCCUGCGAAACAUAGCGCGCAACGCGGCGUAUGCAUGACCAACUGUCCUACUCUGAUUGUAAUGGUUGGCCUCCCAGCAAGAGGGAAAACUUACAUAUCAAAAAAAUUGACACGCUACUUAAACUGGAUUGGAGUGCCUACAAAAGAAUUUAAUGUUGGUCAGUACCGUCGAGAUUUGGUAAAAACAUACAAGUCCUUUGAAUUCUUCUUGCCAGACAAUAAAGAAGGCCUGAAAAUCCGAAAACAGUGUGCCUUAGCAGCACUAAAUGAUGUUCGGCGAUAUCUUUGUGAAGAAAAUGGGCAUGUGGCAGUUUUUGAUGCUACAAAUACUACAAGGGAACGUAGAGACACCAUAUAUAAGUUUGGUGAAGAAAAUGGAUUUAAGACCUUUUUUGUGGAGUCAGUAUGUGUUGACCCUGAGGUUAUUGCUGCAAAUAUUGUGCAAGUGAAAUUAGGCAGUCCUGAUUACGUUGACUGUGGUAGUGAUGAAGCUGCAGAAGACUUCAUGAAAAGAAUUGAGUGUUACAAGAAUUCAUAUGAGACUUUAGAUGAAAAUCUAGACAAGGAUCUUUCUUACAUUAAAAUCAUGGAUGUUGGAAGGAGUUAUCUUGUAAAUCAUGUAAUGGAUCAUAUCCAGAGUCGGAUUGUUUACUACCUCAUGAAUAUCCAUGUAACUCCUCGUUCCAUCUACCUCUGUCGACAUGGUGAAAGUGAAUUAAAUCUAAAGGGAAGAAUAGGAGGAGACACAGGGUUGUCCCAUAGAGGAAAAGAGUUUGCCAAGAGCUUGGCAGAGUUCAUUAAUGAUCAAAACAUCAAAGAUCUGAAAGUCUGGACAAGCCAGAUGAAGAGGACCAUCCAGACUGCUGAGGCUCUGAGAGUGCCUUAUGAGCAGUGGAAAGUUUUAAAUGAAAUUGAUGCGGGAGUUUGUGAAGAAAUGACAUAUGAAGAAAUUCAGGAAAAUUAUCCAUUAGAAUUUGCUUUGAGAGACCAGGACAAAUACAGAUACAGAUAUCCUAAGGGGGAGUCCUAUGAAGAUCUUGUUCAAAGGCUUGAGCCGGUAAUUAUGGAGCUGGAAAGGCAGGAAAAUGUGCUUGUAAUCUGUCACCAAGCUGUUAUGCGCUGUCUGCUUGCUUACUUUUUGGAUAAGCCUGCAGAACAACUGCCUUAUCUCAAGUGCCCUCUGCAUACUGUCUUAAAGCUAACUCCAGUGGCUUACGGUUGCAAAGUGGAAUCUAUAUUUCUAAAUGUUGAGGCUGUAAAUACACACAGGGAUAAACCACAGAAUGUGUGUGUGAGCCGUUCUCGAGAAGAAGCCUUGAGGACUGUACCUAACCAUUUGUAGCUCUCUGGACUCCCAGCACUGUCCCAGGCUGCUAUCCAGUGUCAACAUUAAGGAAACGUCUCAGGGACACAAUGAUGAAAGCCUCCAAAGGAGGCAGCAAGCAACACAGAAACGCACUCGCUCCUCUUUUAGAGCGGAUUUCAGGGCAAACUGAGCAUUAGAGGCUGAAAUGUACCAAGUAUUCAUGGAACACAGGAAGGAAUUAGUUUUAACUUAAUAUAUGUUGUCUUCAGCCUGUCAUUCUUGGUCUUGAAUCUAACAUGUAUGAAUUGUCAGAUGUUAUUUUAAGAUUCUUCUAGAGUUAGAAUAUUUUCCUAAGCUGUUCUCUCUGUUAAAAACCAUCCUCCUCUAAUUAUUUUAUUCAAAUCUUAUGCACACAAAAUCUUAUGCACAUGAAAAAUGUUUUAAAAUAUUUUGUCUACCAGACAGGAUAUCCAUCUCCAUCAAAAUUCAUUCCAGAUUUUUUUCCAUUUUGUAAUUACAUUACUUUGGUUGAUAACACAAAAAGCUACAUUUUUUUAAAAUCAAGUCAGCAUUACACAGUGGAAUAUUAAAAUUUCCAAUUUUUGGUGGUGGGGAGGAGGAAAUAAUGCUGUAGUUGUUGGUAUUUAUAAUAACACCAACUUUCUAAGUAAUUUUAUUAAAGGUUCCAUUUCCAUUUUUGCAUCUAAAAUAUUUUUUCUAUUACACGCCUACACUAUGAAAUGUUUCCAGAGCCUCCUGGAUAAUGUAUUCAAAUGAUUUUUUGAUAGAAAAUAUGAGUAAAUUUCUUUCUACUUCAUAUACAAGGUAAAACCAUUUUCUAAGUUUUUUUUAAAUCCCUAAUUCCAUUUGUGGAUACUGAUGAAUACUCUAAUUAGCCAGAAUUGUCCUGCGUAUCAUUCACAAUUUCCAUAAGCACCAUUCCAUACAUUCAUCUUCAAGGAGACUCCAAUAAAGCUUGUGAAAAUUGAAAUAAUCUUACAUAGACAAUAAUAAGACAAUAAAAUAAGAAUAUGGAACAUGGUAGUUGGAGGUUAGAUAACCUUAUUAGUGCAAUGUGCAACACCAGUUUUGAAGAAUACAAGUGAUUAAAAAAUGCUCUAGUGAGUUCAUGGCAUUUAUGAACUUCUUCCCUUCUUCUUGAACCAAAGACACAGAUAAAGUAUUAACUUGCUCUGAGUGGUUUGUGGGGGCUGGUAUUAGUGAUUCCAUCCAUUUUGCACUUGAAAUGUAGGCAGAGGUAAGAUGAAAGAUUCUUUAGUGGAGGAGCUGGCAGAUGUCAUGCCCUAAAUACCAUCCUACAAAUUCAUGUAAUAGAGGUGGAGUUCACUCCCAAAGAAAAUAACAAUGACAGUUUUUCAGAUUGUCUUUAAGAUUUUGCAGGACCAUCAAUUCUUACAAGAUUUCAUUCAACUCACGUUCCUGUCCGAAACCACCUGAGAUACAGGUAGUCCUCACUUAAUGACCAUUCAUUUAGUGAUGGUUCAGACUUACAGCGGUGCUAAAAAAAACAACUUACAACUGGUGCUCACACUUAAGACUGUCAGUGUCCCCGCGGUCACAUGAUCAUGAUUUGGUCGCUUGGCAACUGGUUUGCAUUUAUGACCAUUGCAACAUCCCAUGGUCACAUGAUUGCCAUUUUCUACCUUCCUGGCUGGCUUCUGGCAAGCAAAAUCAAUGGGGAACCAUAUGACCGCUUAAUGAUCACGUGGUUCACUUAAUGACUGGUGAUUUGGUUAAUGACUGCUGCAAAAAAGGUCAUAAAAUUGUGUUAUAUUAGCUUAAUGACCACUUCACUUAGCAACCGAAAUUCUGGUCUCAAUUGUGGUCAUUAAGUAAGGACUACUUGUAUCAGUGUUCUUGACUGAGGCGUUCAUGCAAGAAUUUCAAAAUGCCUAAGAUUUGGCAAUGGCACAUGAUUUCUGCCUUUUAAUUUUUUUUUAAUGUUUUUAGAAAUAUUAAUUGGAGGUGCAGGCACUAUGAUAUUUAUAAGUGCUUUGUUGCUAAGCCCUGAUUUAGCAUUCUGGCGUUCUUUCACAAAAGAGAACCAGCACAUUUAUCAUCAUCAAAAUCUUUGGAGAUUAGCAUCUCCCGCUUCUCCUCCUGUGUGGUUUGAGAGGAAGUCAUAAGAGAGAUGGAACAUAGUGCAAAAUGUACCCCUGUAGUUGGAUUCUCAAAGAUGCACAGAAGAACGCAGGUUAAUUUGCAGGAUUUUAGGAUCCUGCUUUCAAAUGGAGUUUGUACAGAAGAGUUUGUCUUUGAGUUUGCAUGUUAAGUCAUGUAUAUAUUUGUAUUAAGCCAUUAUAUGAUGUAAAUAUUUGUGUAAUAGAAGUUGAACAGAUUAGAUACUUGUAAGUUCUUGAAACAAACAGUUUUGUCCUCUCCAGUUGGAAAGUGUUUUUUACAAUUUCACUGUCCAUAUAGGUACCUUUCUGAACCAUGCCAUCUUCAUGGUAAAAGUUCUGUACACGGUACAAUGUUAGCUUUGCAAAUGAGGCUCAAAUUGCUUCUUUAUUUUUAUGUAGCUGGUGCUAGAACGUAAGCUGUUGCUAUGCUGUGAAUGCCUUGUUUUGCAGUGGAAAUAAGCCAGAAAGUGAAACUUACAUCAGAAAGACAAAAAGAUGGUGUUAAAAUGGAAAUGGCUUAAACCACGUAUAAAAAGUGCUUGAUCUGUAUUCUAUCAUAAAGUAAUAUAUAUUUGCACUGUAAAUUAUUUAUUCAGGUAGAUAAUUAUUUACUGUGUUUACCUGACUGGAAGAUACACUCCCCCCGCCCCCAAAAUACCCUUGAACCUUAGCCACUGAGAGGGAAGGUGCUGUUGAAGGUAGCAGGUAACAGAGGAAGAGAGAAGCUUGCUUUUCUGUCAUGCUCAGACGGGGCUUCCCUCUUCUUUCCUCAUCCAAAUAUCUCUCCCAACAGUUUUCUUGUUUCCAUUUUCUGGUGAAGCUACCCCAAAACUCUGCUGCAUGCACUCUCCCCCUUUUCCCCAACUUCCACUGGAAGGAGGGAGGGGACUCAGUGUAUGUGUACAUACAUGUUUCUCUGUGUAAGACUGAUCUCUGUGUGUACGUGAAAGAGUGAUUGGCAUGCGCACACAGGGAAUCAAGUUUUUUGGUUAAUAUUAAUACUAAUGCAUGCCCUGAUCCUGUCUUUAUUUGGGCCAUGCUUUUUAGGAGAUACAUAAGCACACCUACAUAGAUGCCUAACAUACCCGGGUUAUGUCAUACACAAACAUCGGAGAGGUGUGGACAUCUCCUGGAUUGGUUUCGUUUAGAGUGGCAACUAUAGGCUUGACAUGGUACAAUAUACUUGUCUAUUUUUCUCUCCAUUUACUUUUUCUUUGGGGGGAUGGUUGCCUUCUCUUUGAAUAAAUACAGGUCCUUGGCUUAUGUCCAUUCAGUGACUGUUCAAACUUGUGACAGCGCUGAAUGAAUGGUACUUAAAACCAGUCCUCAGAGUUCCAGUUCCAGAUGCCCCCACAGUCACGAGAUCACAAUUUCCAAUGUUCCCUGCCAGCUUCCCACAAGCAAAGCCAAUGGGGAAGCUGGCAGGAAGCCGGAAGUCACAUUCACAUGAGGUCCUCGCUUAACCGCAAUCAGGACUGCCAGAACUGCUGUUGCUAAGUAGCACAGUCACAUGGCAUUAUGCUUUAAGACCGUGUCGCUUAGCUACAGCAAUUCUGAUCCCAACUGCCAUCAUAAAUAGGACUGCCUGCUUGGUACUAGAAGGGACUGGGAAGAGCACCACAGUUGAACCUUAAAAGAUGGGAGGUCUCUCUUAUUCAGCAGUUGUGAACUUCUCUGGAUAUGGACCCUUGAUGGGGUUAAUUUAAUUUUUUAAAAGUUGAGGGUUAUCCAGAAGGAAAAUGUGUAGAUGUGUAGAUCUGUUUUGAAUCUUACAAGUGAAUUUUACUCUUUUCUAAAUUGGUUCAGGCAGUAGACUAAUCUUUAUUGAAAAUGUAUCAUUUCUUCAUAGAUUUCCUUUAUUGGAGAGAAAUAUUGGUUUGCCUCUCUUUAUAUUUUUUUAAUGUGUACAAUUCUGUGGCUAAAUAUUUAAUGUGUAGUAGAUAUUUUUAUAGGUUAUAUCUAAAUAUAUUGUGUUAACAGUGUUUCCUUCUAUUCAGAGAAAAGGUUAUAUAACAAAAAGUCAUUGUAUGCAAUACAAAUGAUAAAUUUAUGUUGAUACUUGAAAAGACUAAGAAAUUAUUCUGAUUUAACAAGCUGUGAUCUUAAAUACAAAAUUUGGAAGUAAACCUCUUGAAAUUAGUUGCACUAUCUUCCAAGUAAAUGAGUCUAAAAGUUGAAAUCUUAAAAACUGUUUACUAUCAGCUUUGUCUAAAUACACUAGUAAUCUUCAGAAUAUCUGCUGCAUAUUUUGUUUCACAGAACUUACUACCUUUUUACAGAAACAUGCCUGUAAAUAUGUGGAUCUUAAUCAAGAAACUGUUAUUAGCAGCACUUCUAACUGUAUCCUUUAGGGCAAACCUCAAUCUGCAUCUGCGUAACGUGUGAUAAUGCCUAUAGGAGUAAUGUGGAAAUGAGAAUGUUAUAAACAUUUUUUUCUCAACUUGUAUGGUGGACCCAUAUGAUUUUAAAUUAAAUUUUAAUUCAGGUGUGACUGUUCAUUUAUUUAUUUAAUGCAGGUUUUUCAAAUAUACUUGGAUAAUUCAUUACUUUCCACAAGAGAUUAAUCUUGUGUAAUCUUUCUCCAAAACAAUAAAAUAUUAGUUCUAAAUUGAA